UCUAUAUCUAUAUAUACGUAUAGUCAAAAAGAUAAUUAAACCCCACAUCAAGUUCUUAAAAUGGCCGGCCAUGCUUUGCUCUACUCCAUACAUCCUUGAGAUCAACCAAAGGGUCUAAAUUUUCCUUUUCCUUCUUAACCCCACUACAAAAAAGUAGAGAAAAAUAAUCUACAAAAUUAAAAAAUGGGAAGAUCACCUUGUUGUGAAAAAGCACAUACAAAUAAAGGAGCAUGGACUAAAGAAGAAGAUGAUAGAUUAAUUUCUUAUAUAAGAGCUCAUGGUGAAGGAUGCUGGCGCUCUUUGCCUAAGGCUGCCGGGCUACUCCGGUGCGGCAAGAGCUGCCGUCUCCGGUGGAUUAAUUACCUCCGGCCUGACCUUAAACGUGGGAACUUCACUGAAGAAGAAGAUGAACUUAUUAUUAAAUUACAUAGCCUUCUUGGUAACAAGUGGUCCUUAAUUGCUGGAAGAUUACCGGGAAGGACUGAUAACGAAAUAAAGAAUUAUUGGAAUACACAUAUUAGAAGAAAGCUUUUAAACCGAGGGAUAGAUCCAGCAACUCACCGAUCUGUCAACGAUACUUCAUCACUAGAUAUGAUUACAACCAACACAAACACCAACACGACCAACACGACCAACACAAUCUCUUUUGCAAACGCCACUCCAGCUACCAACCAUCAGCUAGUCAAAAAAGAAGAAAUUUUCGAAGAAACAAAACAUAUCAAAAAUACGUCUCUAGAUAAUGUUCAUGAAAAAUGUCCGGAUUUAAAUUUGGAGCUAAGAAUAAGCCCUCCUCAUUAUUAUAAACACCAAAACAAUAGCUCAUCAUCUACUUCUACAUCAUCAUCGUCACCACAAAUUCAACAAUAUCAGGCAUUAAAGACAGGUGGAAGAAGUAGUUCAAGUGGUAAUUCUACUACCAUAUGCUUUGCAUGCAGUUUAGGUAUAGAGAAUAGCAAGGAGUGUAGUUGUGCUACCAAUCUUAAUGGAACAAAUAGUAACACUACAACUGGUUAUAAUUUCUUAGGUUUGAAAGCUGGUGUUUUGGACUAUAGACGAUUAGAGAUGAAAUGAAUUUUCAUUUGGGUUAUGUUUUCUUUAUUAAAUUAUUAAUCAAUAUGUAUGAAUGAAUUUACUAAAAACAUAUUGGGGAAGAGAGAUUUCUGUA
Molecule: messenger RNA, 1165 nt
Organism: Erigeron canadensis
Lineage: Eukaryota; Viridiplantae; Streptophyta; Magnoliopsida; Asterales; Asteraceae
Product: myb-related protein 308-like
Exons: 2
Coding region: 184-1071 (295 amino acids)
Source: RefSeq, a predicted model, not a curated record